GACCGUCGUCUCCUCAUCUGACAGCCGGUUGAGACAGGAGCAGUGGCGGCCAGCGGAAAGGACUGUCGAUGAUCAAGUUUCCGCCGGGAGGAUAAUUACGCCGAAGCGGUUGAAGUGUUCCCGGGACCGAACCAGAAGUCACAACCGCCCCGAUUCGGCCCAUGGACGAGCAGGCGGGCCCCGGCGUCUUCUUCAACAACAACAACAACUCGGGCUUGUCCGGCGGAGGGAACAUUAAGGCUCCGCAGGCUGGCGACGUCGAGGGCGCAGAGGCGGCCAGGGCUCAGUACAACAUCCCGGGGAUUUUACACUUUCUCCAGCACGAGUGGGCCCGCUUCGAGGUGGACAAGGCGCACUGGGAGGUCGAGCGGGCCGAGCUGCAGGCUCAGAUCGCCUUCCUGCAGGGGGAGAGGAGAGGUCAGGAGAACCUGAAGAAAGACCUGGUGAGACGCAUCAAGAUGCUGGAGUACGUCCUCAAGCAGGAGCGGGCCAAAUACCACAAGACGAAAUAUGGGACCGAACUGAACCAGGGGGAGAUAAUUCCUCCGAGCUACGAUUCCGACGAGGGGGGGGACAGUGAGGCUCCCAGUCCCCCGAACAGCAGCCAUCAGCUCAGCUGGAAACAAGGACGCCAGCUGCUCAGACAGUACCUGCAGGAGGUGGGAUACACGGACACCAUCCUGGAUGUGAAGUCCCAGCGGGUGAGAGCGCUGCUCGGUCUGACCGGAGACUCGGGGGAGAAGCCGUCGGAGAGGAAGGCCGAGCCGAUGGUCAACGGCACCGAACCGUCCUCCCUGAAGGACAGCGGCGUGUUCAGUAAACCCGACAUGUCGGACUCGGCCACCGUGUUGGAGGCCUUCAAGUUCAUCGAGAGCGCGGCGGCCGAGUUCAGCGACGAGGACGAAGACGAGGACAGCGAAGGAAGGGACAAGACCAUCUUGGACGUGGCUACAAUGGUGAGGAAGAAAAAGUCAUCCACCCCUUCCUCCACGACCUCUGACCUCAGCGACGACCCCGACACGGAGGAGGCCCUGAAGGGCUUCGACUUCUUGGCGAGUCCGGACGAGCUGGACGGCUCGCCGGAGUCCAGGAGCGGGGAGGACAGCGGAGACUGGGAGAAGGACGAGUCGGCUCUGGGGGAAGUGGCCUGGGACGUGGACCAGGGACUCAUAGCCCAGCUCAAGGAGCGGUACAGGAAGGAACGCAAGGGCAAGAAGGGGGUGAAGAGACCGAACCGCUCUCGGCUCCAGGACAUGCUAGCUAACCUGCGGGAGGGGGAGGAGCCCCCCAUGCAGCCGCCGCCGGUAACGCCCCCGUCCCGCCCCAGUGUCCCCCGACUCAACGAGCAGGAGAUGGGGCGCCCCGAAGACGAGGCGAUGACAUUCCUGCCGUCCUCCGGGAAGUCCUUCAUAAUGGGACGAGUGGACGAGGCGGUGUCCAACGAGCUGGGACUGGGAGAACUGGCCGGACUGACGGUCGCCAACGAGGCCGAGAGCCUGGCGUACGACAUCACCAACAACACGGACGCUCUGAGGAAGACCUGGAACCCAAAGUUCACCCUGCGGAGCCACUUCGACUCGGUGCGGGGUCUGGCCUUCCACCCGGUGGAGCCCGUCCUGGUCACCGCCUCCGAGGACCACACCCUCAAGCUGUGGAACCUCCAGAAGACGGCGCCCGCCAAGAAGUGCACCGCCUUGGACGUGGAGCCCAUCUACACCUUCAGAGCUCACAGCGGCGCCGUGCUGUGCGUCACCAUGAGCUCCAGUGGCGAGCAGUGCUUCAGUGGGGGGGUGGACGGCACCGUCCAGAGCUGGAACACCCCCAGCCCCAACAUCGACCCCUACGACUCGUACGAGCCCUCCGUGCUGCGGGGGGCGCUGUGCGGCCACGCGGACUCGGUGUGGGGUCUGGUCUACAGCUCGGCCCACCAGCGCCUCCUCUCCUGCUCUGCCGACGGGACGGUCCGGCUGUGGAACGCCGCCGACACCUCGCCGGCCCUCGCCGUUUUCAACGAGAGAGGAGAGCUCGGGGUGCCGACCUCGGUGGACCUGGUGAGCAGCGACCCGGCGCACAUGGUGACGUCCUUCAGCACCGGCAGCAUCGGCCUCUUCAACAUGGAGACGCAGCAGCUCGUCCUGCAGCUGGAGUCUGCCGGACCGCCGGAAGCUCCAUGCAGGAUCAACAAGGUGCUGAGUCACCCAACGCUGCCAAUCACCAUCACGGCUCAGGAGGACCGGCACAUCCAGUUCUUCGAUAAUAACACAGGUAAAGCGAUCCACUCGAUGGUCGCUCACCUGGACGCGGUCACGUGCCUCGCCGUGGAUCCAAACGGACUUUACCUCAUGUCUGGAAGUCACGACUGCUCCAUCCGCCUGUGGAACAUGGAGAGCAAGACGUGCAUCCAGGAGUUCACCGCCCACCGCAAGAAGUCGGAGGAGUCGAUCCACGACGUGGCGUUCCACCCCACCAAGUGCUACAUCGGCAGCGCCGGGGCCGACGCGCUCGCCAAGGUCUUCGUAUGACCUGAAACGGGUGCAGCGGGGAGGAAAAAGGGAAGCGGGUGGGGGGGUGGAGUUGGCCUACACCUCAGAGUUUGGCGGAGGAAGCAGAAAACCUGAAGGUGAUUGUUUACGCGGACUGCUCCUUUUUAAGAUUUGUGAAAUAUUCCCCCCCCCUCCUUUUGGACUUAGGCUGGCCCGGGUCCCGAAAGCAAACAUGCAGACAGCGAAUGGAACAGGAAGUGGGAAAAAGAUACAUACGAAAAGGCAGGAACUCUCGGUACAUUUUAGUAAAGCUGGAAUUUAUUUUCUCCUUUUUGUUUACCAUAAAAACACAUUGUUCAUGAUUAAUGUGCCUUUAUUCUUCACUACAGGAAUUAUUUUAGGUGUUGAGGAAAAUGUAUUUCAUCCACGACAAAAAUUGACCUUUUUGUCACAAAAAAAUAAGAAACCUAACGAGUCCAAAUUCAAAGAAGAAAAAAAUACAGGUUUUAUUUUAUUUUAAACUUCCCAUUUAAGUUGUUGCCUUUAGCCCGGAGAAGACUUUUGUUCAGUCAGUUUCUGGAGACCCCGUAAAGGUCUGGAGGUCUGGUCACUGGUCUGGAAUCAGGACAGAUUCCAACACAAACAUCCGGAGAGUUUUACUUCAAAAUGAAAAAGAGAAGAAGCAUCACGGCGUUCACGUCACGGAGCAACAGACAAAUAACUGCUCAUUCGUUUCUAUUCCUUAUUUUUGCGCGGAAUGAAAGAGAAAAAUAAGCCGGUGUCGUACUUUAAAACGUAUGUUUUAAACAUCGUUGCUCGUGAGUUUAAAGGAGCAGCGUGUCGGGCAGAGAGGCCUCUAGUGGUCAGGUGGGGGAACUACAGGCGCUCGAUGUGAACCGUUACUUCCCAGCAGAUAAAGACACAAUAAUUCUCAGUUUUAGGUGUUUAUACAAUAAUACAAACAUAGUUAUUUAUAUUUUAUUCGAUUUCGGUCAAUGGGUCUUAUCAAACUUCCUUCUCACUGGCCCUUUAGGAGUCCAUCCUCCACGUUCCCACCUGAGCAGCACACCUGCACAGACCGACGACAAAGGGCUUUCUGGCCACUGUCAUGUUGAGAUUAAACUCUUUAGAGCUUUAAACACCUGCCCAGCUGUGCCAUGUUGUUGAUGAUAACUGUAAAAACACAUAAUGUGACACUUUUAGAUCAAAUCAAGAGCUUCUCUCCAAAGUGAAAACAACAAAUGAGUUCCUUUUUUUCUUUUUUUUAAAUUCUCAACCGGUGAGUUUUUUUGUGAGAUAUUUUGGGAUGAAUCUCUUCUGAUCGACGCCGUGGUCGCGAGGCUCCAUUUGAAAACCUGCUGCUUUUUUAUCGUGUUUAUUUAUAGCUGAAAAUUUCUGACAAACUGUUUUACUUUAGUCAUUUAAAAUAUUUAUUUAUCACUCAAAGACGCCAAAAGAUCAAACCGGGACAACGAGACGCUUCCCACCGGACGGCUGCUGCUGAUCUGUUGCGAAAUAACGGUAGUGCGACACUUUUAUUAACAGCUGUUUAGUUCCCAAAGUGCACGAAGCUCUUCCGCGCUUCACAUGCUGCCCGCCUGAGAAUAUUGUAUUUUGUGUAAUUAUUAUCCGUGUUAUUAUUACAUUAUUUUUGAACGACUCUUUGUUGUUCGGUGACGGACUUGUAAGAUACAAGUAGAUCUUUUUAAAGUUGUGUUCUCUGUUUUACUUGAAAAGUGAAGUGUAUUCCUUUUGGGGUUUCUGCUGGUGUUGUAAAGAAGUACAAAUACACAAAACGUCGCCUCUCAGCACUACGUAACACUUUUCUUUUUGCUUUGCACCAAAUUAUCAUCUCAGAAACGCAGCUGUGUUCGUGGGGAGGAACCUUUUGGGGAGUUUGUGUCCUUCGUUUUGACGUAAAUCGAUCCGGUGUAAAAAGGGUAAACGCAUACGUGUACAGUUUUUAAGUAUUAAAGCAGAUGUAUUUAUGUGGUGUAAUUUGAGGGGAAGUGCGAAGCGACGAGAGAUCAAAGAUGGAGUGUGGUUGCGUUGACGCUUGUUCCUUCAUCUCGUGACAACGUGACCAGAGAGUUUGUUGGUAUUCCAACUUUAAUUCGGGUGUUCAAGACAAAAAAACGGUUGAAUUCAGGUUUGUGUGAGAAAUCCAGUGGGGGAUUUUUGUUCACCGAUGGAAACAAAAUCAUCAGAUCCGCAGACGUUAAACAACAUUAAUUCAUGUCUCAAGAAUUCCAGAUGAAAAUCAUUACUUUAAAAGAAAAUGACUAAAAAUAACUUUUUCCCCACAAUGAAAUCCACCAGCGCGGAGUUCUUGUUCAUCCGAUUAACCAAGCGGAGCGCUCUGCUCUGCUUACAUUCACCUGAACAUCCAUGUGCACUUUUGCUAAGCAUUAUGUUUCUGAAGUAUGAACAUGUACAGAGGAACAAAACGGAGAGAAACGGAGCAGCUGGCUUCUUGUGGACAAACUAAGCGUAUCAACCAACAGAAAAGUUUCAGAGCAAUAGAAUCUGUGUGUUUCCAUUGAUUUAAUCUAAUUUACCUUUUGUUUAUUGAACCAUCGGAUCUGAUUUUGCGGCAUUCACACUACAUAAGCGGUGACACUAGCCAGUAGUGAUGUGAGGCAGCUGAACUCUUCAGAUUUAUCUUUUGUUUUUGUUUUUUUCAGUGGCCAAAAGUAGAGCUGAAUAAAACCUGUUCAGUCUGCCUGUAAAUGAUUGUUGUCCUUAAAUGUGUACAGUGAAACUGUUAGAGAGAGAUUAUAUAUGCUAAUCUGGCUGUACAUUAAGUAUAUACAGGUGUUGUCGUUUUUUUGUUAUUUACAAAAUGGGAUAGUGAUUUAUGAGCAACAAUAAAGAACUGAGUUGUACAUUGUUAA
This is a messenger RNA of Gasterosteus aculeatus aculeatus (three-spined stickleback), 5377 nucleotides long. It is a transcript of the gene strn, whose product is annotated as striatin, calmodulin binding protein. Lineage: Eukaryota; Metazoa; Chordata; Actinopteri; Perciformes; Gasterosteidae. Gene Ontology annotation, cellular component: dendrite. The record is from RefSeq and is a predicted model, not a curated record. Gene Ontology annotation, molecular function: protein-containing complex binding; armadillo repeat domain binding; calmodulin binding.